This is a messenger RNA of Saccharomyces cerevisiae S288C, 2283 nucleotides long. RefSeq names its product protein kinase ALK1 (gene ALK1). Gene Ontology annotation, biological process: chromatin remodeling. Gene Ontology annotation, molecular function: protein serine kinase activity; protein serine/threonine kinase activity; protein kinase activity. The transcript has a single exon. Lineage: Eukaryota; Fungi; Ascomycota; Saccharomycetes; Saccharomycetales; Saccharomycetaceae. Bases 1 to 2283 code for a protein of 760 amino acids. The record is from RefSeq and is marked reviewed.
AUGCUACUUCAUUUUGACAUUGUAAUUCAAUUACUAUCAAGUCAUACCCUUAAAUCGCACCAAGUAGAGCCCCCCAUGGAUUUUGAAACGUCGUUCGAAGAAUUUGUCGAAGAUAAACGAUUCAUUGCUCUAGAGGUAUCUGAUAAUGAUGACGAUUGUGACACUGAUUUGACUGCUGACACAGCUGACGAGCUGGAAAGCUCUGCUAUCUUAAAGAUGAGGGAGUCUGAUGCAUCUUUAAAUGUUACCACCGGCAAUAAUACAUCAAGGAAAACGACUUCCAAUUCCAAAAAACGAUGGUCUCUAUUAUCCAAUCAUUCUGCUGUUUCAUCAUCUAAAUCUAAGAAAAGAUGGUCUGUACUUUCUUCAAGCUUUACCAGUGAAUCUCAUAAGGACAGGGAAUCGAGGAACGUUUUGCAACAAAAAAGAAAAUCCUUGCAGAGUUAUUCAAGCUUAGAUACGGUAGCAUCUAAUAGCUCUAUCUCUGCUUCUUCUUCUUUGAAAAGAUCGUCCACUGGUCUUUCCCUCAGACAAUUGUUUACCAAGAUAGGCAUAAACGAUGAUAUAUCACAACCUGGGAUCGGGAUUCCGCAAGGUAAGGAAAAUCUGCCUCCAACUAUGGGCAAAAAAAAUUCAUCAAUUGCUUCCACUAGUUCGGAAAACAGACUUAGGACACCAUUGAAGCCGCUUGUUAAUCAUUCUAAAAGGCCCACUUCACAACCACAACAGCAACAACCACUAUAUAAUGCAUCAUUGUCCUCGAGAAGAUCGUCGAUUUCUUCCACUGUCUCUUCUUCCAGCUCGUCUAAAUGGAGAUUCUGGAAGAGAAAUAAGAACCAGACACCUGCAUUGUUGCAACCAGACCACCAUUCUUUAAAAACCUUUCCUGCAGUAAACCGUCGUGAUUCCAUGACGCCCGUUGAACCAAGAAAUAUGGUAAAACAUAAGACAUCCUUUUCAGAUUUCCAUAAGACUAUCUUCAGUUCAAAUACGUAUUCUGAAAGCAGCGAUACAAUAUCUUCCAUGGAAAUUACUUUGAAAAACAAAGCUUCUUCCUCAAGUCUAUCUUUGAACGUGUUGAAGAAAAGGAAUUCGCAAUCAAGUUUGAAGCACAAAAGUUCACAUGCAUCCUUACAAAAAUUCAAAAGAAACAAAGGAAAGUCCUCCAUGAUAGCACCAUCGACAGCAACUAAUAGCAGCAAUGAUGACUCUUGUAGCUACAGUUCCAAAAAUUCUACGUUGAGUCACCGAAUAUCGUUACCUGUACCGGACCAAGUUUCCCGUGAUAAAAUUCAGAACAAAUUAAGAUAUUCGACCUCAUUACUCUCAUUAAAUUCUAAAUCAUCUUUACCGAUGAACAAAAAUGAUCAUGAUGAGACACUUCUAAGACAGAUUUUACUAAAUUGUGAUAUAAAGAGAAUUUUAAACCCCGCAAAAGGAGAUGUAUUGCCUUUAAUCAACGAUGUAAACCAUUUGUCAUCAAUACAAUUAACAUCAAAUGUUUGGCAAAUUGGUGAAGUAAUCUGUAAAAAAGUUUCUCUCGGUACUAUUGAUGACAUUACAUGGGAUAGAAAGUUCUUAUCUUUGCAGGAACUGGAAAAACUCAAAAUCAUGCAACAAAAAUUUGAUGGCAUACCGCAACUAUUGAAAAGUUUUGUUGUUAAAGAGGCAAAUGGGGGGUUGUAUUUGUACUUACUAUUCAAAGAUCACGGUACCCCAAUUUCGUUAAUCUCACUGAAAAACUGGAAGCAGAUUCUAAAGAUUUUUUGGUCUUGUGCUGGUAUAAUUCAUGGGUUGGAAAAAAAUUUGAAAUUUGAACAUCGUAAUCUUACUUUGGAUAAUAUUUUGAUAGAUGGUAAUGGGAAUAUAACAAUUAUUGAUUUUAAAUGCAGUAGAUUGCAAACUCCUCAAGAUGAUGUUUUAUAUCUACGGCUAGAUCAUCCACUCUUUUUUCUAAAUGGGAAAGACAAGAGUAAAAUAAACGAAUACCAGUAUCAAUUUGAGUUUGAAAUCUAUCAAAGUAUGCGGAUCUUGUUGAACAUGGACGCGUCAGCUUUUGAGCCCAUGACAAAUUUGUAUUGGUUAUAUUACCUGUCACGCGUUUUACUAAAGUUUGGUGACAGGAAGCUUGGUAAGAAUGAUGCAAACAGGGAUAAAAUGGCAAGGGUGAUAAACCAUUUGGAAAUGAACUUGGCAGUUCAUAAAAGAGGGGGGCAGUUAUUCAAAAGAUUGGAGACGGAGGACAUUAAGAAUACUGGAGAUUUACUAAAACUUUAUAAAUAA